AAACACACCCACCCACAACAAUAACAACUAGAUUGGACCUCAAAGUCCAUUAUCCAAUUCGGUUUAAUUUAAUUUUGGUACGCCCCUCUUUUAUUUAUUUUUUUCUUAACCCCAACAAUAAUAAUAAACCAAACCCCAAAACAUAGGUCCAAUUUCAAAAGCCCAAUUCUAUCUUUCUCUCUCCUCGCCUCCGAACUCUCUCUCUCUCUCUCCUCGAAACCCUAGAUCUGGGAGCUGCAAAUCGCCGGUGAUCGCCGGGAAUCGCCUCAGCCUCCUCGGAUUCGAACGAAGAACCGAUUUUUAUCAUCGGUUUCUCUCGGGAACUGUCACUUUUGCCGAAACGAUUAAACAAAUCUAGUACCUAUCUCUGGAGAUGGAGUUGGAAAACCCUAAUGAGAUCAUGAGCAACGAACUUGUACCGAUGGAGGAGACACAGCCGAUCGAGUCAGACUUGCAACUCGACAUUAUAGACACUGAGCCCAACCACUACGAGAUGGCCCCACCAGACAUCACCGAGCAGCCGCCCACCAAGCGCCGCAAGAAGAAGUCCAUCGUGUGGGAACACUUCACCAUCGAAACAGUCGGUGCAGGGUGCAGGAGAGCCUGCUGCAAGCAAUGCAAGCAGUCAUUCGCCUACAGCACAGGUUCCAAAGUAGCUGGAACGAGCCAUCUCAAGCGCCACAUUGCGAAGGGUACUUGCCCGGUGGUCCUGCGCAACCAGGAAAAGAAUCAACAGCUGGCCAACAGCCCUUACAGCGCACCCUCGAAGUUGAGCAUCUUCUCCGAGACGCCAAAGAGGCGGUACAGAACCGCCAGCGUGCCUCUAGUCUCGUUCGAUGCUGACCGCUGCAGGCGAGAGAUUUCCAGGAUGAUUAUCAUGCACGAUUACCCGCUCCACAUGGUGGAGCACCCUGGCUUUCUGGCGUUUGUCCAGAAUCUGCAGCCUCGUUUCGAUAUGGUGAGCUUCAACACUGUGCAGGGGGAUAUUGUGGCCACUUACCUCAGGGAGAAACAGAGCAUCCUGAAGGUGGUUGAAGGGAUGCCUGGGCGAAUAUGCCUUACGCUGGAUUUAUGGUCCUCGUCUCAGAGUACUGGCUAUGUGUUUGUGAGUGGGCAGUUCAUCGACAGUGACUGGAAAAUGCACCGGAAGCUCCUGAACGUGAUCAGGCAGCCUUAUCCUGAAUCCGACACUGCUUUUAGCCACUCUGUUUCUGCUUGCCUCUCCGAUUGGGGUAUGGACGGCAAGUUAAUCUCUGUAACAAUCAAUCAACCGCUGAGCGAAGCUUCAGUUGACAAUCUGAGGGCUUUGCUCUCUGUCAAGAACCCACUUUUGCUCGACGGGCAGUUGUUGGUUGGGGGUUGCCUUGCUCAUUCGUUAAGCACCAUUGUCCAAGACGGGUUGGCUUUUGCGCAGGGGGUAGUCAAGAAAGUCAGAGACAGCGUCAAGUAUGUGAAAACUUCGGAAUCGCUCGAGGAGAAGUUUAAUGAGAUCAAACAGACGCACCAAGUGCCUAGCUCUAAGAAGCUUGAAAUUGAUGACCAAACUCGGUGGAACACAACCUAUGAAAUGCUGUCGUCUGCAUUGGAACUGAAGAAAGUCUUCACCAAAUUGGGCGAGUCUGACCCAGAUUACAAAGACCCCCCUUCAGAACAGGAUUGGAGUCAGAUACAGACUCUGUGUCAAACCUUGAAGCAACUCUUCGACAUUGCCAAUAUUUUGACUGUACCACCUACAACGAAAACAAUAGCGGUUUUCCACGAAGUGUGGAAGGUCCAGCUGGACCUUGCCCGUUCUGCGAAUAAUAAGGAAAAUGAUUUUCUCAGCGGGAUGACAAAGUCCAUGUACGAAAAUUUCGACAAGUACUGGAAGAGCACGUGCUACAUUCUUGCUAUUGCUGUUGUAAUGGACCCACGGUUCAAAAUGAAGCUCGUUCAAUUCACUUUCGUGAAAAUCUACGGUGAAGAACGGGCAGCCUCGUUCAUUAAAAUAGUGGAUGAAGGGAUACAUGAGCUUUUCCACGAGUAUCUUUCUUUUCCGAUGCAUUCUACGCAUGAUUCUUCUUACGGUGAGGAUGAGAAUGGGCAGUCGGUCAAGAUUGAAGAUUCUGAAGGGAUGGAUAGCAAUGGAGGUCUUUCGGAUUUCGAUGCUUAUAUAAUGGAGACGACCAGCCAGCUGUCGAAGACUGAGCUGGACCAGUAUUUGGAGGAGUCGCUCUUGCCACGCGUGCAUGAUUUCGAUGUGGUGGGGUGGUGGAAGCUGAAUAGGAUCAAGUACCCUACUCUUUCGAAGAUGGCUCGAGAUGUUUUGUCGGUGCCCGUUUGUACCGUGCCUGGUAAUAUGGUGUUUGAUACUGUACGGAGGGAGAUGGAUAGUUACAGAUCCUCUUUGAGGUCCGAGACCGUCGAGGCUCUUAUAUGUGCUAAGGAUUGGCUUCAGCCGGAGAAGCUGGAAGGUCCGGCGCCCGUUAUCAAAAUGGAAAUUCCGAUUUAGUUUUUCUUUUUUUUUUCUUUUUUUUUGAAAUAUGGUGUUUUGUUUAGAACUAUUUGGUAGGCUAGUAGAGAUGUACUAUUUUCUUUUUAGAUUGGCUGGGACUGUUUGCAUCAUAUGAUUCUAUCUCCGAGAACUCUAUUGUACAAUACUAUUGAACAUUUACUAGAUUUAAUUCACAAUGAAUUUUAUGUU
Molecule: messenger RNA, 2683 nt
Organism: Erythranthe guttata (spotted monkey flower)
Lineage: Eukaryota; Viridiplantae; Streptophyta; Magnoliopsida; Lamiales; Phrymaceae
Gene: DAYSLEEPER
Product: BED zinc finger and hAT dimerization domain-containing protein DAYSLEEPER
Molecular function (GO): DNA binding; protein dimerization activity
Source: RefSeq, a predicted model, not a curated record